Linnemannia hyalina is the source of this 5343-nucleotide messenger RNA. The record is from the annotation of a GenBank genome assembly. NCBI's taxonomy places the organism in Eukaryota, Fungi, Mortierellomycota, Mortierellomycetes, Mortierellales, Mortierellaceae.
AUGUUUGUAGCUGCAACCAUGUCCUCCCCAUCACCCCAAGGCAAUUCGCCUUCGCCUCCUCCCGCGCCUUCCUCUGCUCCUCUAGGACAUCCGGAAAUAACUGUCGAUGGGCAGCAUCUCCUUUCUCAACUCGAAAACACCGCAACGCUUGGACGUGUGUCGUCAAGGACGAACGACGUUCCGACAAUCGCUCAAGGAUUGGCCACCAUUCAACCUGGACCUGCCAACUUGUUGAACCCCCUUGGUCACCACAUCACAAGGGACGUUGACACAGACGUUGAUCAUGGACCAGGUGGCGCCAGUGAUGCCAGGUCGGUAUCGUCGGGCCGUUCGUCGAAAUUCGGGUUCAGGAAACGUUUGUCGAGACUUUCCAAGGGAGACCCUAAAGUCAAAGAGACUGUUCCCGCUUUGGCAGCCUCAUCAGCGCCUAUUUCACUGGUUGGAACUGAGGGAUGCAUCCAGUCUGUCGCACCUGACCGUAACGCCGUGUCUGUCUCGUUGGGACUGCACUCACCAGUACAAUCCGCAGGGAUGUUGUCCACGCCACUCGCUGUCCCGGCUACUCAGCCGCAGCCGAGUCCCGCUGGGAAUGGAACCCUCCGCGUAGACAUCUUCCCUGAAAACGUUAUCAACCCCAUCUACAAGACCGACUUACCCAAGCCGCAUGCUCGUGUUGACAAGACCCCACAGCUUGUCUACUGCUGCAGUCUCCUCUCCAAGGCUCAAGAACCGUUACCACCGACCUCGGACAGCGAUGUCUCCCAAAAUUCUCCCCUCGACGACAAAGAGAAGGAAUGGGUUCAGCUCAUUGGUCCCGUUCUGCAGGACCGAUAUCGAUGGCUUGUCGAGCAAUUGGUCAGAGCGUUUGCCGAGCACCCACUGAAGGCAUCUGAUGUGGUCACCGAGAUCGUUCUUGUUGGUCCCGUCCUUGACCGUGACACAUACCGCAGCCUGCUCUCAUGCUUCAUCUCCAACUUUGAGCAAGCAACACCGCUGGAUGUCACUCUUCUUCAAGGUCUUGUGCAAUUGGUCGAGUGCGCCUCAUCUGGAUACCUUGUUGACGAUGAUCUGGUCAGGAUCACCACCGUUCUCUCCAAGGAGCUAUCAAUCACCCACAUUGGCACGAACGAUCACCCCUUGCACCUGACAUUGUCGCUCGCUCGAGUUCUCGAUGUGAUGGUGACUGGCGAGGUUAAGGACUUGAACCGUGAUCGAGACCAUCGGCCGAUGCUGCAACUCCUGGACGGCCUGAAGAACAACAACAAUGUUAUCCAGAGGUACGAGGCAACCUACGCCUACCAGGCCCUCCAGUAUGCACCAGAUAAUGAGACUCCGCUCCAGGUGUUGUGGAGGUAUGCCAAGGUUACAGCGGCAGGCGCGGGCGCAGUGUCGAGUGUUUUCAAGUUGGAUCCAGAAGGGCUCCUCAAAGGCAUCGAGAGACUUCAAGAGAUCGGUACAGGGGUUGUGGGAGCAGUUAGCACAGGAAUUGAGGUCGUCGAGGCCCUUCGUGUUGGUGCCGAUGGAGUCGUUCGCGCAACAGAGAGCAAAUUCGACUUUAUGAAGAAGCGCUCGUGGUAUCUCGCCCUCCAAGGAACGGCCCUCUUCAUUCACCAGGGACGACUUUCGGACUUUAACCUAGUCGUUAGCCAAGCGCCUUGCCGCCACAACCCCAAUUUUCAGUGGGGAGUCUGUCGCCAGAUCGGAGAGAUUGUAGUCGACCCGCUCUGGGAUAUUCUUAUCCGCCAGCAGGCCGUUGACUUUCUGGGUGAACUAUACAGAGGCGGCUCUGACUGGAAACCGCAUGUCGAUGUCAAGCGCUGGAUUCUCACCAUCCUCAUCCAGAUCUCGGGGACGUCGGAUGUCUCUAUCAAGGAUCGCGCUGGUGCUUUGCUGCUGGACCUGAAGAAGGGCGGUAUCGUCGAGUAUCCUGGUUCUUUUUCGCUAAGCAGACGCCUCCCUCUGCCAACAGCCUCUCCACUUCUCGCUCAGGUCCAAGAGAUCAUCAAAGUCGAAUAUGACCUGCACGUCUUGAGGUUGAUGAGGAUUGCCGACUACAAGCAGGCGGUUUACAUCGACCCCAUAGCCAAACUCAACCUCCAAGACACAGACGACAAUCUGUUCCCUCUUAUGGACAAGGUUAGAGACUUUAUUGCCAGCAGCUCUCAGGUCAUGCUUGUUCUUGGGGACUCGGGGGCCGGAAAAUCGACAUUCAACCGGCACUUGGAACACGAGCUCUGGCAGGAGUACAAGGCAGGAGGUCGCAUCCCGCUUUUCGUCAACUUGCCAUCCCUCGAGCGACCAGAGAAGGAUUUGGUUGGGGAGCAAUUGAGGACCUACAACUUUUUGGAGGACCAGAUCCGUGAGUUGAAGCUGCACCGCCAGCUUAUAUUAAUCUGUGAUGGAUACGACGAGAGCCAGCUUACAUCGAAUCUGCAUACCACCAACCUCUUCAACCGAUCUGGUCAGUGGGACGUCAAGUUACUCAUUACCUGCCGCACUCAGUAUCUCGGACCGGACUAUCGAGGUCGCUUUGAGCCCAAGGCGGUGGACCAGUAUGUUAAUGUUGCCAAUGACCUUUUCCAGCAAGCCGUCAUUGCCGCGUUCAGCAGGGAGCAGAUCGAAGACUAUGUAGAGCGUUAUGUUCCUCUCGAGCCGCGUACCUGGGUCAAGAAGGACUACAUGGAUAAGCUAGAGGCUAUCCCCAAUCUGAUGGAUCUGGUCAGGAACCCAUUCCUCCUUACCCUGUCACUGGAGGCCCUUCCUACUGUCGUGCAAGGGAAAAUUGACCUCUCCAGACUUCGAGUUACUCGUGCGGAACUGUACGACACCUUUGUGAGGCACUGGAUGGGUGUCAACAAGCGUCGUCUGCAGGAUCAAAAGUUGAGCGAGAGCAGGCAGAUAGCGCUUGACAUCCUCUGUGCCGACGGGUUCGAGCGCCACGGUAUUCUGUACCAGAUGGAUCUGGCGACAUCCAUCUUUCAGAAGCAGGAUGGCAGACCUGUUGUCGACUACUCUCAUAUGAGAGACAGGAAGACAUGGAAGGCUCAGUUCUUUGGUCUUGAUCCUGAGAGGGCGCUCCUUCGAGAUUCCAGUCUGCUGAGUCGCGCCGGCAACCAAUAUCGCUUUGUUCACCGCUCCGUGUUGGAAUACUUUUUCUCUCGUACCAUCUCUGGACCCGUCAAGGAGCAUGAUGAAUUUUAUCCGCCUGUCCAUUCUGGAACUCCUGCUCCCUCGCCCACCCUUAGCACCCAUCCGCUGUCCCAGAGGAAUCUUGUCGUAGAGCUCUCGAUCAUCCAGUUUCUGGCGGAGCGCGUGCAGCUGGACUCUGGAUUCAAGGACGAGCUCCUCGCCAUCAUUGAACUGUCCAAGACCGACGGCCAAGCAGCGCAAGCCGCUGCGAACGCCAUCACGAUCUUGGUCAAGGCAGGAGUACGAUUCAACGGUGUUGAUCUUCGGAGUAUUCGAGUUCCUGGAGCGGAUAUCUCUGGUGGAGAGUUCGACUCGGCACAACUGCAGGAAGCUGACUUGACGGGUGUCAACCUCACCAAGAGCUGGAUUCGUCAGGCGGACUUCAUGAGAGCGCAGAUGAAGGGAGUUCAGUUCGGAGAGUUGCCGUACCUGAAGGAGAACGAGUCCGUAUUAUCAUGCGCCUAUUCGCCUGACGGAACAUCUCUCGCUAUAGGUCAUUAUCUAGGAGGCAUCAACAUUUACGACACCUCGAUAUGGACACUGGCUCGCACUUUUCAAGGGCAUCAAAGUCGUGUUAACAGCAUCGCCUAUUCGCCUACCGGCCAUCAACUUCUUUCAGGCAGCUACGACAAGACAGUACGAUUGUGGGACUGCGAGAGUGGGUCGUGCAUUUUUGUUCUAGAGGGGCAUAUCAAGGAAGUGUUGACUGUGGCGUUUUCGCCCUCUGGCAAGCAGGUCGCGUCGGCUGAGGAGGGCAAGACUGUGAGGCUAUGGGAUGUUCAGACAGGCGCCAAUCUAUUCAACUUGACAGGUCAUAGUGCGUUGAUUCGUAGCAUUUCCUACUCACCCGAUAGACAUAUGGUUGUGUCUGUUGGCGUUGAUGGGGUGAUUCGGUUCUUUGACAUACAGACUGGACAGCCAGGAGAAGUCUGGGAGAGUCAAUGUGGAGAGGUGAAAAGCGUCGCAUUCUCUCCUGACGGCCUAGAGAUUGCCGUAGGGCAUGGUAAUGGCGAGUUACUGCUCUACGAUACAACUACCGGCAAGCCAACUAGGAAUUGGAAGGCUCACGGCAACGUAAUCACAGGUGUGAGCUUUUCGCCGAACAGCCAAUGGAUCGCCACAUGCAGUUGGGACAGCACGGUGAAGGUCUGGAGUGCAGCAAAUGGAUCGCUUCUUUCAGUCUUCGUCGGCCAUAGUUCUGACAUCUUCCAAGUAGCAUUUUCGCCAAAUGGACUCCAACUUGCCUCGUGUAGUUUUGACUGCACUAUUCGACUCUGGGACGUGAGCUCACUGGGGACAGGCAUGGACGUGGAGGGUGGAUCCGACCCGUUGACAAGCGCAUUUUUUUCUCCAGACGGUCGAGUUCUCUUCUGUGGUACCAAGUCGGGAGCUGUGCGACAGUUUGAUGCAGGAUCUGGAGAGUCUGGUCUCGCUAUUGUUUGCGGAGACAGACCUGUCAAGUGCAUAGCGGUCUCCCCGGAUGGUCUUCGAAUCGCGUCAGUUGGAAAGUACGGCGGUGUCGUCACUGUGUGGAACACUGGAACAGGUCAAGCCGACAUUGUCCUGCGUGGCCACACAUAUGAGGUGAACGCCGUGGCUUUUUCAGCCGACAACCGCUGGAUUGCCACGGGAAGUGACGACAUGAGAGUGCGACUUUGGGACGCUCGCUCAGGGAUACUCGACCGCGUGCUUGAAGGUCAUACCCAUUUUGUUGUUUGCUUGGUAUUCUCGCCGAACAGCCAUCGAAUUUUGUCGGGAAGUCAGGAUGGAACUAUUCGAGCCUGGGAUUUGGACAGUCGCUUGCUUCGCUCGGUUUGGCUCUGGAAUUUUGCGUCUUACAACACAGCAGAGGGAGGAGAAGGUCGAGGAGAGUGGAGGUGUUUGGUGCGUAUCCGAGAUAUCUUUGGAGAUGUCAAGAGCAUGGCUUGGAAACCUGACACGCUGGAGUUUAGCAUCGGAUGCGCGAAUGGGUCUCUUCAAGUGUGGAAACUGGUGGAGACGUCGUCGUCGUCGGAUGCAUGGUCGGCCCAGUUGGUUUGGAGCGCUGGAAAUCCUGUUCUAGCUGCCUCGGAUGCCAUUUUUGCCGGCGCUGUUGGUCUCUCCUCAGCCAAUCAGCAAUUGCUCACUCAACGUUGCAAGGGUACUGCUGCUUAA